Purpureocillium lilacinum is the source of this 1839-nucleotide messenger RNA. Its product is annotated as transcription elongation factor SPT4. Lineage: Eukaryota; Fungi; Ascomycota; Sordariomycetes; Hypocreales; Ophiocordycipitaceae. The record is from RefSeq and is a predicted model, not a curated record. Gene Ontology annotation, biological process: cell differentiation; regulation of transcription by RNA polymerase II. Gene Ontology annotation, molecular function: DNA-binding transcription factor activity, RNA polymerase II-specific; RNA polymerase II cis-regulatory region sequence-specific DNA binding.
AUGGCAACCGAGAUCGAGCAGCCCUUGGCUCUCGGCCAGGGGGCAUCGAUCCCCAGCGCCGGCACGACCCCGACCUCUGCCACGGCCACGACUCCCAACGCACACAUGAAGCAGUCUCCCACCCAGUCCACUUCGAGCGCCAGCGGCCAGUCCUCCGCCUCGAAGCGACCGCCCCGAAAGAGCACCUUGACGCAGCAGCAGAAGAACCAGAAGCGUCAGAGGGCCACGCAAGACCAGCUCGGCGUCCUCGAGGUCGAGUUCAACAAGAACCCGACUCCGACCGCCAAUGUCCGGGAGAGGAUCGCGGAGCAGAUCAACAUGACCGAGAGGUCUGUCCAGAUCUGGUUUCAGAACAGGCGUGCCAAGAUCAAGCUCUUGGCGAAGAAGAGCCUUGAGACCGGCGAGGACAUCGAUUCCAUCCCCGAGUCGAUGCGAGCAUAUUUGGCUAUGCAGGCCAUGGAGUCCGGCAAGGGCCUUGGUGGGAGCUACCUCGGCCGCACCGGACUGCUGCCCUUUGGCCAUGGCGGCAUGCUCCUCGGCGGCGACCAGGGCGCGCAAGGCAAAGUUUUGAUUCAUCAUUUGACCUGCCGGUCGCUCAGCAUCGGAAAAUGGACUCGAGUCGGUCAGAACACGAUGGACCUCAUCAUCUUCUACUCGCCCGACAAGUGCACCAUGACCUACUACAUCAACAGCGACCAGGCCGGCUACAAGAUCGAAUACCCCUUCUCGUACAUCAAAAACAUCUGGCUCGAGAAUAACGAGGGCGACCAAAACAAGCUCGGCGGCAUCGUCAUCGAGCUCAACCGCCCUCCGCAUUUCUUCAUGGACUCAUCGUGCCAGAGCAACGGCUUCCUUCAGGUUGGCGACUUCACCGAAGACCUGCAAGCUUCGCAAUGCAUGAUCCACCACCUCGGCGGCAACCCCAAGGUCCUGACGAACCAGCUGGCCAAGCUCGUCUCGCUCGAAUCCUUCAUGAACCGCCAUAAUCCGCUGUCCUACGGCGACCCCCAUGCGAUUUCGGUGUCUGCCCCGGUUUCACCCACCGCCCGUCCCUCGUCGCAGCCCAGCUUCCCGCAAGCUCACGGGGGCAUGGCGCAGGACCACUGGGGUCUCAACCAGAUGCACUCGGGCAUGCGCAUGCCUCACGGGCACAAGCGACAGCGCAGUCGCUCUGUGCCUGGACCGAUUGACUUUGCCAUGUUCCAGAGCCAGCCGAUGCCGUCCUUCUACAUUCAGCCCCCAGGUGAGAUGGGCCCCCCUCAACACAACCCCAACAUCUAUGCGCCCGUUCCGCAGCAACCUAGCGGCAUGGGGAGCAACCUCCGCAUCGACACGCAGGCCGGCUUCGGACUCGAUAUGCGGCAGUACCCCAUGUCCGCCACGACGGCCUCGCCGUCCGAGUUCCCCCCGAGUCCGGGUUACUUCCAGCCAGAACAGAACAUGCCCAAUUCUAACUUUGGCACGCCCUACGGCGGAGCGUUCCUGUCGCCGAUGGUGAACGCGGACAACGGCGGAGCCGCGGCCGUCUCGCCACUCCCCUUUGGCGGCCCGUCGGAGCCGUCCAUCGUGGAGCAGUCCCCGCCCAUGUCGAUGAUGGGCCGACCUGGGUCCGCCGAGCUGUACACGGGUCACGAAGGCUCAUGUGCGGUGUCCGAUGACGGCCACAGCCUCAACGAAAUGUACUCGAAGCACACCAUCAACCUGCCGAUGCACACGCCUUCUCCGGGCACCUUUGUCCAGCCGUCGCAGCACGGCGAUCUGGACAUGGACCAGCUCGUGCAGUUCGAUGCCGUCGACCCCGCGAGCCUGUCGCCGGAGACGGUGCCCCCGACCACCUGA